Molecule: messenger RNA, 5528 nt
Organism: Diorhabda carinulata
Lineage: Eukaryota; Metazoa; Arthropoda; Insecta; Coleoptera; Chrysomelidae
Product: T-box transcription factor TBX1-like
Exons: 9
Coding region: 277-1590 (437 amino acids)
Biological process (GO): positive regulation of DNA-templated transcription; regulation of transcription by RNA polymerase II; cell fate specification
Cellular component (GO): nucleus
Molecular function (GO): DNA-binding transcription factor activity, RNA polymerase II-specific; RNA polymerase II cis-regulatory region sequence-specific DNA binding
Source: RefSeq, a predicted model, not a curated record
AGUCUAUCAACGAUCUUCAUUAGAUAUUAGUUGGCCGUGAAAAGCGUGAUUUUGUUUUCGGUGCAUGUUAAAUGAUAUAAAAAUUGGGAAAUAGGACGCUGAAAGGUCCUUGUCAACGUGGAUAUUAGUUUUGUUUCGGAACUAUUUAUUAAACUAUUAUUUAUUUGUGCGCGUGGACUUCGUUACUCACGUAAUUUAUUUGUUUUUGUUUAACUUUUGUUGUUAUUGAACUUUAAAGAAACAAAAGAGAGCCUGUGUUUAUUGAUAAUUCAGAAUAUGGAUUCGGCGGUGCCAUAUCAGUCUCAUUUUGGUUAUUCCUCAACCGAUAUGAGCUGGUCAUAUAAUUCAAACGUCACGCCUAUGAAACAAAUUGAAGCUUGUUUGCAGAGUGCUGGCAAAGACAGAAAAGCUUAUUCUCCGUUGGAUCAAGCAGAUGCUCUUUCACUAGACGACAAUGAUACCAACAGAAUAGAUAAUAACAAUAGAAUUAGUACCCAUAACAAAAAUCAUACAAACUUGAAUUCAACAAGUCCUGCAUUAGUCAACGCUGGUGCCAUUUUGGAAAUGAAACACCUUUGGGACGAAUUCCACAGCUUAGGAACAGAAAUGAUUGUAACAAAAGCUGGUAGAAGAAUGUUUCCAACAUUCCAAGUCAAACUGUGUGGACUUGACUUACAUUCAGAGUAUAUGUUGAUGAUGGAUUUUGUUCCUGUAGACGAUAAGAGAUACAGAUACGCUUUUCACAGCUCAAGUUGGGUGAUUGCAGGUAAAGCUGAUCCUGUUUCACCUCCUCGGAUACACGUUCACCCUGACAGUCCCGCUACUGGUGCGCAAUGGAUGAAACAAACCGUGUCAUUUGAUAAACUCAAAUUAACAAAUAAUCAACUGGACGAUAACGGGCAUAUCAUUUUGAAUUCGAUGCAUAGGUACCAACCAAGGUUUCAUAUAGUCUACUUACCUCCAAAGAAUGCCUCUUCUGAUGAAAGCUGUACUGAAAAUUUCAAGACUUUUGUUUUCCCUGAAACAUCGUUCACGGCUGUAACUGCUUAUCAAAAUCAUAGGAUAACCCAAUUAAAAAUAGCUAGCAACCCAUUUGCCAAGGGUUUUCGUGAUUGUGAUCCAGACGAUAGUUCGGAAGUAGUCACUCAACCUGCCCAGUCACCUAGAAAUAGGGCAACUUCCAGAUCUACUCCCAAUCACCUAACAAAUAAAGAUGAUGAUACUCAAGACCAAAUCCUUCAACCAUCAGACAACAGUCGCCAAUCCCAUCCUUCGAUGAUUUUCCAAAAUCGAUAUCAAAGUACCACCCAGUCAUCUGUUCAACCAUUGAUACAAUCAAAUUUAUUAACGAGCGGACUUGGUACAAUAGGACAACCUUACUCUACUGAUAUCUGUAAUUACGGACCAAUGUACCAUUCUCAUAAUAUGUUACAUAACUAUAAUCCUGUAUAUAGUAACGAAAACGCCAUGAGGACGCCGAAAUUUGGUAGAACGAUUUAUGGUAAUUUUCCAAGUACUAGUUUCUACGGUAACGGAUCUUUUAGAACCACGGGGCUGCAUCAAAACGGGUACGAUUUUACACCGAGAUGAUUUAUUUAUUAUUUUAGUCAUAAAUUCGAAAUAUCAUUGAUUGUUAGGCAGAAAAAAAUCUUUCGAAUAUUAUUUAUACACAAUAUAAAUAGUAUAGAAAAAACAAAUAAAAUAAAUUCAUUAUUUGAGUAACUAGACAUAUGAAAUAUACCGUAGCACACAAAUUCAAACUUGACUUGUUAUGAUAGUGGCCAAGAAACAUGCUAAAAAUUUUGAGGCAUGUAAAAUAUUCGUUAAAGAUCGUAACAAUAAUAAAAAAUGUAUCCCAUAAUUUACACACAAACACACACACACACACACUUUUUCCUUAUAAAUUAUUAUUAUUUAUUGAAGUGGUGGAGGUAAAACAGAAGUUGCUUUCAACGAAAUACAAUAUGUUGGAAAUGAAAAAUCAGUUUCGUUUGAAAAUAUAGGCUCUAUCACACGCGAAAGCCAUAAAUUCCAUCAUAUUGUAUUCUGAGAACCCAAAAAUCUCCGAAAUUAAAAAAAUCGCUUCCAAAUUUUUCACAAAGCAACAUUAUCAUUUUUAGAAUACUCUCCAUUAACACUAAUACAUUGAUUUCACCGGUGCUUCAACAGUUUGUUGUACUCAUCUGUAUAAAUUGCGGACAGCUUUUUCCUCGUUUUUCCUUGACCUAUUCAAUGUUGCAGAAUCGGUGUACUUUCAUUCUUCAUUUCAUGCGAGAAAAAUAAGAGAAAGUCAUAUAGGGUAAGGUCAAGCGAGUAACAACGUAACAAUGUUAUUGUCAUGGCAGAAGAUCCAGUCUUCUGUCUGUCAGAAGUCGGGACUUUUUGAUUAAUACUAUUGUUUUGUACAUUUUGAUACAUCUCUUGACCCGUCGGCAUUUCUUUUAGUCUAUAUAAAAUUAUCUUAAUGGUGAAAAUCACUUGCUAUAGUAUUUCAUGAGAAAUCUCUAUAAUUUAUGGUUUUACAAGAAAAGUUGCAUAAGGCAUAACGGCACAUAUAUCAUUAAUUAGUCUUUGAAAUUUAUAUCAAUUGUUUCACUUCACAAAACAAGAAAAGAACUUAAUUUUUUCCACUAACACUUAUAUGUUAAAAUGCUAUUUUUGAUCAUUGAAAAGAUCGCUAGUCACAAAGUGAUCAAUUUAGGGUUUUAAAUUAUUAAUUAUAAUUUAUUUGAAUAAUUAUUUUUGUAUAAAUUACCAACAUUCACAAUAGAAUAGUUGAUCAUUUUCCACUCAAUAGUGAAAGACUUCGAAAUAUCUUAACUUCCAUUUUAACUUACAACUUUUUUUGAUUUAAACGUUUUAACCCAUUGGUUCUCAAACGUUUCAUAGACCACUUUCAAAAUUUUGCGGGAUCCAGUACCCCCUUGCAGCUACAUUACUACCAAUUUUCAAAUCUCGAAAAAAUGUGAAUAUUAAAUCUAUGUACGGAAACUUGCGUUAAGGCUGAGUUUUAACGACAAAUUAACAGUUUUCGAGAAAAAAUGUUGAAAUUUGGUAAUAAAAUCAAUUAAGAAAAUUUUAAGUUAAAUUUUAUUCGGUGGUGCUAUGAGUGAAUAACAAAAAAGCAAAGUUGGUCAAUCAAAAAACUGACUUUAUCCAACUUUCCAUUUUUCUAAUCUACAGUGACUCACAGCACCAGAACCAAUCAAUUCUCGCAAAUUUUAGUUAGAAAACUUUCCAUUGGAGUGGUAAAAAGAAAUAUAGUAUAUUUUCUUAUGUGGUAGAUAUUUAUUCAAAUAUAUAAAUUAUUACAGUAUUAAUUAUUAUUGUAGUAACAGUCGUAAUAUAAUCAAAAUUGAACACUUAUAACAUAAUAUAAAUUCUACAAUGUUAAUUUUAACAUACUGUACUGAUUGACAGCAAAUUGUCAAUAUUUGUCUUGAGCAAUCUGCUUCUUUUUGUGUUUAUAAAUUUGUAACGGCACUGAAAAUUUUCUCGACAAGAUAUGACGAGUGAAACGUGAUCAGAGCUUUUGCACAAUCCUCAACAGUCCAAGAUAUUUUUCGGGUAUUUCUACCUGCAGCCAAAAUUUUUGAUACCUUCUUUUAAAUGUCACUUUAAGCUCUACAUUAGCGCUAAUCUCGAGUAGCUUUUCUGGUAAUAUCACAUUCUCUACUUCCAUUUUAUCGUAUAAAUUUAUGAUAGUGGUAUUUCCAUCGACAGAAUAUCUUUGAAUCUGAUUUUAGAAUGAUGCAGACCAAUAUAAGUCAAAAAGUAAAUAAAAUCUAGAUGAAUAUGCACCUUUCGAAAACCAGAGUGCUUCGAUAUGUAACAGCAAUCGUUGGAAGUCAUUUUCAUCACACAAUUAUUGCUUUACAUUGCUUCUUAUUUUGUUAACUGCAUUACUCACAAUUUGAAGCGAUUGGUGCAAUCUAUCACUAAAAUUUUUCGCUACUAGAUGUUGUUGGUGGAUAACACAGUAAAUUGCAAUUACCUCUGGUAUAAUUAUCCUAAGAUGUCUUAUCAUUCCCGAUAUCGCCCGACCAUAGCAGGAGCUCCAUCUGUUGCUACCGAAUCUAAUCGUUUAUUUAAAACAUAUUUUACGAAUCGCUUAAUAUAAAAUAAAUAUUAUGAUUGAGGGAAAUAUCUGAAACUAUUAUUGUUCAAGAGUCUCAACAUAAAUAUAGAAAAUGAUGAACAAGAAUAUUGAGAAUCUAUGAAACGUGAUUUAUUCCAUCUAGGAGAUAUGACGGUUUAUUUAGAUUUUACUUGUUGAAUAUUAAGAAGGCUAUUUUUUCCUGUGGGUCGUAAAUAGAAGAUGUAACGAGAUUAUUUUGUUUUACUUACUACAGUAACUAUGAAAUAUUUUCAUAACCUCUGCAUAAUCUGCCACCAGUGAACUAAGAUAAAUCUUUACAGCUUGUGGUCAAUCUCAUCUUUAUUUCUUGAAAAAGGUGAUGGUCAGUGUGUGUUAGAUUAGGAUCAGGUGGGUGGUCAUGUGAACUUUUGGAAAAGCUCUUUCAUAUUGUAAUGAGAACCAUGUCGCCAGAUGAAAGCAUACCUCUUCGUUUCGGACGUUAGGUCUCACAGUAGACUUCAUUUGUUUUAUUUUUGUUUUGUUGAUAGAGAGACUCGAGUCUCAUCUUCAGAAACCAUAAUCUUCAAUGAACUAUUUCUAUCGUUAUCAUAUCGUAUGAUAAACACAGUUCACUUUAGUUUGUGGCUCUCAUUCAACAUUUUUGAUCCAAUGGACAUACGGUUAAAAAUUUUCGGUAUCAUAGUUCUGUGGUUACAUUUAAACAGGAAAGUCAGUGGAAUUUAUAGAAAUUCUAAUGACAAUUCUUUAAUCGCAAAUCUUUGGGACUCUUUGGUCACUUGGUUAACAUAAUCAACCAAACUUGUAGUAGUGACAGUGCCCUUGUCAGCAGCAUUGUAUCGUCUAACUUGAAGAUAACACAAUUCGCUAUUCACUAUCUUUGAUCGUCCGUAUGUCGGUGAGGAUUGACCCUCACUACGUAAAUUACUUUUAAGAAGAACUGUAACUUGAAGAAAAACAUAACUCUAGUACUAUAGAAACAAAAAAGUAUGCACAAAAAUUUAUGAAUGUAUAUUUAAUUAUAAUUUUUAACUAUUAGAUAUUAAACAGCGACACGGCAAUCUAAAAUUUGAGUUAUUGAUAGUUUGAUUUGUGUGUUUUUUGUUGACAAUGGUCAAAGAAUCGCAUUUUUCAGUUUUAAUAGAUGAAAAUAAAAAAUGUACCAAUUGUUCAUGUAGAACUAGUCCGUUAUACACGGAAAAUGUAUUUAUUGCAAUAAUGUAGAUUAUUUUUACGUGUAAUGAUAAACUAUCAAAAUUGUACUGGAACUCUGUGUUAAUUUUUAGUGAUUAGAAUUUAGAGUAAGACACAAAUUAUUUUAAUACUGUAAAGCGUACCAAAUUUUAAUGCCAAAUAUUUUAAAGUGUACUUAUUAAAGAAGAUAUUUAUUUACACCAUAAAUUAUGUAAUAAAGUUGUAUAUUUUCUUCAAA